Messenger RNA from Scheffersomyces coipomensis, 1647 nucleotides. Its product is annotated as alkene reductase. The transcript has a single exon. The record is from RefSeq and is a predicted model, not a curated record. Lineage: Eukaryota; Fungi; Ascomycota; Pichiomycetes; Serinales; Debaryomycetaceae. The coding region runs from base 320 to 1552 and encodes 410 amino acids. Gene Ontology annotation, molecular function: FMN binding; NADPH dehydrogenase activity.
UGUAGAAAUUAACUCGGUUUCAAGUAGUUCUGAUACUGCUUAACAUCGAGAAGAUAUUCAAACAUCGUAACACCGAGCUCUAACGGAUGUUAUCAAUCUUAUAUUAUUGAAAUUUUUUUUUUGAUCUAUCCGUUGUAAUCUCAAUGGAGUUAUUUGGUAUUUUUCCGGUGAUUUAUUAUUAUUAAUAUGCGUUGUGGCUGUUAAAAAUGAUUCCACCUGAUGACUGAUGCUAAAGUUUUACAACCAAAGUAUAAAUAGACAGUUAGAUUGACGUAAGAAAUAUCAGAUAUUAAAGCUAACAUUAAACAAAGAAUAUAUUAUGACUGUUAUUCAAGGUGUACCAUUAAAGGAUACAAAUGUAUUUAAAUCCAUUAAAAUUGGUAAGAACGAAUUAUCUCAUAGGAUCGUCUAUGCUCCAACUUCAAGAUUUAGAGCUUUAGAUGAUCAUACUCCAUCUGACUUAGAAUUGAAAUAUUAUACUGACAGAUCUCAAUAUCCUGGUUCUUUAAUUAUUUCAGAAGGUACAUUUAUAUCUCCUCAAGACUCGGCAUAUAGAAAUGUUCCUGGUAUUUUCACUGAUGAACAUGUCAAGGCUUGGAAGACUAUUGUUGAUACAGUUCAUGCCAAUGGAUCUUUUAUUUCUAAUCAAUAUUGGAACUUAGGUAGAGUUGCUGCUGCUAAAAUUGCCAAAGAAAAAGGAUUUGAUAUUGUUGCUCCUUCUGCAAUUUUUGAAAAUGAUCAUUUUGAAAAGGAAGCAAAAGAUGCUGGUGUUAUCCUUAGAGCUUUAUCAACUGAAGAAGUUAAGGAUUUAAUUUAUAAUACUUUCACUAAAGCUGCCAAAAGAUCAAUGGAAGCUGGAUUUGAUUAUAUUGAACUUCAUUUUGCUCAUGGCUAUUUAUUAGAUCAAUUUUCACAACCGGUAACUAAUAAAAGAACUGAUGAAUAUGGAGGUUCAAUUGAAAAUAGAGCUAGACUUCUCUUAGAAUUAGUUGAUCAUUUAUCUUCUGUUAUUGGGGCUGAUAAAAUUGGUAUUAGAAUUUCUCCGUGGGGAACUUUUCAAGGAAUGUUAGCUCAUAAAGAUGAAGUUCACCCAAUUACAACGCAUUCUUAUUUAUUACAUCAACUACAAAAGAGAGCUGAUGCAGGUAAAGAAAUUGCCUAUGUUUCUGUUGUUGAGCCAAGGACCAGUGGUGCUUACGAUGUUGCAGUUGAAGAUCAGACUGGAUCAAACGAUUUCGUUUAUGCAGUUUGGAAAGGUAAAGUCAUUAAAGCAGGUAAUUAUACUUAUGAUGCACCAGAAUUCACUUCUCUUAUGCAUGAUACCGCUGAUGAUAGAACUUUGGUUGGAUUUGCAAGAUUUUAUACUUCGAAUCCUGAUUUAGUUAGUAAAUUGAAAAAUGGAUAUGAAUUAACCCCAUAUAAUAGAGCUCUUUUCCAUAAUAAUAAUAACUGGGGGUAUAACACUUUUAACAAGCAUGGUGAGACUAAUGUUUAUCACGAAGUAGAAGAGAUCAAAGUUAUUCCCCAAGCUAUUAAAGAUUUAAAAAUUUAGAAUAGUAUAAGCUUUAAAUAGUUAAUAUCGAUCUUAUAUUAUAUUAAUUAUUGCGGUAAUGAUGUAGACCAUGACUUCAAAUUUCAAUAAAAAAA